UAACUUUUUUGUUUGUACUGCUUUUUCCUGAUUUCCUUUUUUGCCCACUUGAAGCCUGCCACAAGUGAGUAUAUUGUUAGGGACACUGGAAAUUGCAGCCCACGGUACAUGAGGUGUACUAUUAAUCAGAUUCCAUGUACUGUUGACCUAUUGACAACCUCGGCAAUGCAAUUGGCUUUAUUGGUCCAGCCUUUAGCUCUUCCUCAUCCAUCUGAAGAGCCCCUCCAGGUGGUUGAUUUUGGUGAAAGUGGUCCUGUUCGGUGCUCUCGUUGCAAAGGCUAUAUAAAUCCUUUCAUGAAGUUCAUUGAUCAGGGAAGACGUUUCAUCUGUAACUUGUGUGGACAUACCGAUGAAACUCCACGUGACUAUCAGUGCAACUUAGGUCCAGAUGGCAGGCGUAGGGAUGCUGAUGAAAGGCCUGAACUAUGCCGAGGAACUGUUGAGUUUGUCGCUACCAAGGAAUAUAUGGUGCGAGAUCCGAUGCCCGCUGUGUAUUUCUUCCUGAUAGAUGUUUCCAUGAAUGCCAUACAGACUGGUGCAACUGCAGCUGCUUGCAGUGCGAUCAGCCAAGUUAUUUCUGAUCUCCCUGAUGGUCCUCGGACAUUCAUUGGAGUUGCUACAUUUGACUCAACUAUCCACUUUUACAAUCUCAAGCGUGCAUUGCAGCAGCCAUUGAUGCUUAUAGUCCCUGAUGUCCAAGAUGUUUACACCCCACUUCAAACUGAUGUUAUUGUGCAGCUCUCAGAGUGCCGUCAACACCUAGAGCUUCUCCUAGAAAGCAUCCCAACAAUGUUCCAGAACAACAGGACUGCUGAUUCAGCUUUUGGAGCUGCAGUCAAGGCUGCAUUCUUGGCAAUGCAAAGCACUGGAGGCAAACUUCUUGUGUUUCAAUCAGUCCUGCCAUCUACGGGUAUUGGAGCCCUUUCUGCUAGAGAGGCUGAAGGAAGAACCAAUGUAUCAGCUGCAGAAAAGGAGGCUCACAAGUUACUCCAGCCGGCUGACAAAACUCUGAAGACAAUGGCUAUUGAGUUUGCCGAGUAUCAGGUCUGUGUUGACGUGUUUCUCACAACCCAAUCUUAUGUAGACAUUGCCUCCAUCUCAGUCAUUCCUAGGACCACUGGUGGGCAGGUGUACUACUAUUUCCCUUUCUCUGCUCUUGCUGAUACUGCCAAGCUAUACAAUGAUCUUCGAUGGAAUAUCACUAGGCCCCAAGGGUUUGAGGCGGUAAUGCGUGUAAGAUGUAGUCAGGGCCUUCAAGUUCAGGAGUACUCUGGAAAUUACUGUAAAAGAAUUCCAACUGAUGUUGAUCUACCUGCGAUUGACUCUGACAAAACAAUUAUGGUGACAUUGAAACAUGAUGACAAAUUGCAGGAUGGUUCAGAAUGUUCUUUUCAGUCUGCUGUUCUUUACACUACCAUCGACGGCCAAAGAAGAAUCCGAGUAUCAACUUUGGCUCUGCCUUGCACAACUAUGUUGAGUAACCUGUUUCGAUCAGCUGACCUGGACACCCAAUUUGCUUGCAUCUUAAAGCAAGCGGCCAGUGAAGUACCGACCGCUCCUCUCUCACGGAUCAGAGAACAAGUGACAAACCUUUGCAUCAACAUUCUGCAUUCUUACCGUAAAUUCUGUGCUACAGUGUCAUCCUCGGGGCAACUUAUCCUUCCUGAGGCACUUAAACUUCUUCCUCUUUACACACUCGCUUUGGUUAAAAGCUCUGGACUUAGAGCAGAUGGACAGAUCGAUAGUAGGUCCUUCUGGAUUAAUUAUGUUUCCCCACUCUCUACUCCAUUGGCAAUCCCUCUGGUCUACCCUAGAUUGAUAGCAAUUCACGAUCUUGAUACAAAGGAGAAUGAUGAUUCUCUUAUUCCUCCUCCUAUUCCACUUUCCAGUGAACACAUUAGCGACAAUGGUAUCUAUCUUCUCGAGAACGGUGAGGACUGUUUGAUAUAUGUUGGGAACUCUGCAGAUCCUAAUGUUAUCCGUCAGCUGCUAGGCAUUUCAUCUGUUGAAGAAAUUCCUGCUCAGUUUGUUCUGCAGCAGUAUGACAAUCCGCUCUCUAAGAAGCUCAAUGACAUCAUUAAUGAUAUUAGACGCCAAAGGUGUAACUAUCUCCGCUUAAAAUUAUGCAAAAAGGGAGAUUCAUCAGGCAUGUUAUUUCUCUCGCACAUGGUAGAAGACAAGACACAAAAUGGACUUUCAUAUGUCGAGUUUCUAGUACAUAUCCAUCGGCAUAUUCAAAAUAAAAUGGCCUGAGAAAAUAUCCAGUUUUGUUCAUGAAUUUUGAUCAUAGAGAGAAGGGGUACAGAUGGUUUCAGUAUGAAGAGGUGCAGAUCGGCUUUAUAGCUCUCUGAGAGUUUUUUAAGUGUAGCGGCGCAUGCUCAAAAUGAACAAACAAAAAAGCGUGAUUUUUAUCUAUAUUCAGAGUGAUGGUGGUAUUGAUUCUGAUUAUUUUUCUUGACGUGAAAUGUAGAAUUAAAUUGGAAUUAGUUUUGUCGACUAUAUUGGCGAUGGUGUUGAAAAUGUGUUUCUUUUGCAUACA
Messenger RNA from Lycium ferocissimum, 2539 nucleotides. RefSeq names its product protein transport protein SEC24 B-like. The coding region runs from base 109 to 2253 and encodes 714 amino acids. The transcript is spliced from 22 exons. Gene Ontology annotation, biological process: endoplasmic reticulum to Golgi vesicle-mediated transport; COPII-coated vesicle cargo loading; intracellular protein transport. Lineage: Eukaryota; Viridiplantae; Streptophyta; Magnoliopsida; Solanales; Solanaceae. The record is from RefSeq and is a predicted model, not a curated record. Gene Ontology annotation, molecular function: zinc ion binding; SNARE binding. Gene Ontology annotation, cellular component: COPII vesicle coat; endoplasmic reticulum exit site.